This is a messenger RNA of Nerophis lumbriciformis (worm pipefish), 2454 nucleotides long. Lineage: Eukaryota; Metazoa; Chordata; Actinopteri; Syngnathiformes; Syngnathidae. The record is from RefSeq and is a predicted model, not a curated record.
AUGCUCUCCUGCCUGCAGCAGGGGACAAGCUCGCAGCCCAGCAAUAGCGAAGUGGUGUACCAUGACACCGCGAUGUAUGGCGUGGUGGGCAAAGCCGUAAUCCUGGAGUGUGGGUCCGCCUUACCUGACAUAUACAUAUGGGGCUUCACCAAACCUGGCACUGAAAAAAUCAAGGCGAUAGUGUACGACUUGGGCGAAGGUCCCAAGAUCCAGAAGCUGGCCCAGACGCUCGGGCAGUUGACGGUUAUCUCCAAAAGUGCUGAUAUAAGCAUCGACAAGCUUCCUGUGGCGGCUCAGGGCCUCUACACCUGCCAGGCUUUCUACGACUUAGAGAACACACCUGUAGUUCACUAUUACUAUGUGCAUCUCACAGUACGAGUACCAGUGACGAAGCCUUACCUCCUGGUGAGCGAUGUGUCUCCAGUGGAAGGAUCAACAAUAUGGCUUAGAUGUAAUCUGGACAACGGGACAGGCCCCAUCCAGUAUAUGUGGCAGCAUGAAAAUCAUCACGGAAACGUAUCGGCGUUCGCGCAGGGCAACAGCAGUGUCAUCAACGUGACCGAGGUGAACCGUAACCACACAGGCUGGUUCCGCUGUCUGGCCAGCAACGCAGUGAACAGUGAGCGCUCUGAUCGAAUAUGGCUGGAUAUUAUCUUUGGUCCGGACAUUCCCAGUAUCGACGUGACGCCGUACACGGCGACAGAGCGAGGUUACUCAGCUCUGGAACGAGAGACCGUCUCUCUGCAGUGUCAAGCUCAGUCCAACCCACCCAGUCAGUACGUGUGGUUCUACAACAACUCGCAGGUGUACAGCGGGCCUCGAUACACCAUCACCAAGGUUCGCCGCAUGCACACGGGCGACUACGCCUGCCUGGCACAGAACACCUACCUAAACACUCGUUCCAAGAAAACCAUCAGCUUAACCGUCUACUAUCCACCAGAUGGUUCCCCUUCUUGCUCCUUGGAGCCGGCAGCUAAUCACACCUCCCUGAGACUACGCUGCUCCUGGCCUGGCGGUUUCCCAUCCGCCACUGUUCAAUGGGCCGGACACUUGAAACGUGCAAGAAGAGAUGAGGCCGACAGUAGGCACAACGGCGAUAUUUUGUUGCCGUCCGGAUCUUUCUCUGGCAACAGCAGCUUGUUUACAUGCAAAGGCUCUCACCUAGCACUCAAAAAUCCACUGGAGUGCAGCACACGUGCAUAUCUACCCCCUUCAGAACCGGUGUGUUUAGCCUACGUGACCGUCAACAAGAUGUAUCUGAUGUUGUCUUGCUCCUGGGAGGGAGGGACACCGAAUGCUUUGGUGUGGUGGGAAGGCCCCGGCGACCUUGGCACAACGAGAGAAGAGAACUCGAACAUCCUGAUCAUUCGCUAUGGCACGGCCCGCAGUGGAAGACCUUACGUCUGCCAUGCAAAACACCCACUUCUGGUCCAAACACAGACCUGCAGGCUAACAUUAGAGGCCCCGGUGUUACUAACACAACGAAGGGUUGUAUCCGUGUAUGAAGGGGCCGAUGUGCAACUCUCUUGCAACCUGAGAGCAAACUACCUUCCAACCAAUCAAAUAACCUGGUUCAAUAAUCACGGUUUGGAUGUCAGGGACACCGCCAAGUACAUGCUACUACGAACGUCAGCAUGGGCUAACCUGACUGUGAGAAACACAGAUGAAACUCAGGAUAGUGGCGAGUACAGGUGCACCUCAAGCAACGCGGUUGGAGGAGCUGACCUUAACAUCACGCUAGUAGUUAUGAAGCAUCCCAUGCCUCCCAAUGCCACCCUGAUCAGGGUAACCUACAUUGGUCGCCAGCGGAACGAGGUGGAGUUAGAGUGGCAGAUGGAGGAUGACGCUCAACAAGGCUGGACCGGAUUCAUAGUGCAGCACCGAGCUGCAAACGGGAGGCCAGAGAAGAGAGCAAACAAUGACUCGAUGAGGGAAAGAGAGGAACGAAUGAGUCCCUCAGUUUGGCAGCAUAACAUCAUCCAGGAUCCUGAUGUCAGAAUUCACACUGUGGGCAGACUGACACCCAGCACAAACUACCAGUUCCGGAUUAUGCCUUUUAACCACCGAACCUUCGGGCACCCCUCUGCUGCGAAGAUGCCAGCCGAGCCACGCUCUAACAACCUCCCCGCUGUGAUCGGAGCAGCUGUAGGCGGGAUGCUCUUCGCGGCCAUCGCGACUGUGCUGCUGCUCGUGUACAUUUUCCGAAACCGCAACAACACCCCUCGACUUCAUGACAUGUUAUUUGGCCUACGUCACAGUCAGUCGAGGGAGAACAUUAACUUCCCAGAGGAUGAAGUGGCAAAUGGGCUGGAGGGGGAAAUUGAGGACUCAUCCUACCAAGGUCCAAGAAUACCCAGGGCAGCUUCACCCUUGGAAACUGCUGGUCCGGCACCUACCACGGAAGACAACGAACCCGUCAAUGUCACCAUCACCGUCCAGGCUACUGGCUCCUAA